AUGAUUAGCUAUCGUUCUGAUGAAGGUGAACUUAUCGACACAGCUGCUCGACUGAAGCCUCCACCCCUUGACAUCAGCUACGUCAACACUAAGAACAAUAUGAUAAAAGCUGAAAGGAGACUGCUGGCAACGUUAGGAUUUGUCGUCCACGUCAAACAUCCACAUAAAUUGAUAUGUGCCUAUUGUUUCGUAUUGCGGGCGCAUCAUCGAACCGACCUUAUCCAGAGGGCAUGGACAUACAUGAAUGAUGGAUUGAGGACAGACAUGUUUGUACGGUACUCACCAGAAACCAUUGCAUGUGCUUGUAUAUUUUUGGCCUCUCGAACAGUUCAGCCACAAGUGCCACUCCCUGACAAACCAAGGCAUUGGUAUGAGCUGUUUGAUGCGUCUGAUACUGAUGUUCACACGAUAGCUAUGAUGCUCUUGAAUAUGUACGCCAAUCAAAAGAUUGAAGCAGAGCAAAAGGCUGCGAAAGCGCAACUCGUUGCUCAGAAACUCGCUGUUGAAAAGAAGAAGCCAGACGAUGGAAACCGUAUUCGCCUGUUCGACGAAGACGUGAUUCCCCUGAGAAGAACGGACGGAAUAAAGCUCGUGGAGGAAAAGGUGGACGAGACGAUAGACGGGACAGAGAAAGGCGAGAUGAUAGACGAGACGAUAAACGGAGACGGAGUAGGAGUCGUAGUAAAAGCCGGGAUCGCUAUUUAG
Messenger RNA from Cooperia oncophora, 705 nucleotides. The record is from the annotation of a GenBank genome assembly. Lineage: Eukaryota; Metazoa; Nematoda; Chromadorea; Rhabditida; Trichostrongylidae.